AUGUGUUUUUCAUCCAGUGACCGCGAUCAUGCACCGCCACCCCGAAAAUCUAAGAUAUAUAACCAAAAGCCCACCCAUGGUUAUCCAAAGAAAAAAUACAAGAAUCAUGGUGACUUUUUUGAUGGUCAAGACUAUGGAGGACAGAGCAACGACUCCUCCUGGGCCGGACACCAUGGACACCAUGGACAUCAUGGUCACCAUGGUGAUAGUGGCGGCGGGUUUUGGGGCGGUGGUGACGGUGGCGGCGGAGGAGGAUGCGGAGGAGGAGGUGGAGGAGAUGGAGGCGGCGGCGGCGGCGGAGGCUGUUGA
Molecule: messenger RNA, 309 nt
Organism: Nannizzia gypsea CBS 118893
Lineage: Eukaryota; Fungi; Ascomycota; Eurotiomycetes; Onygenales; Arthrodermataceae
Exons: 1
Coding region: 1-309 (102 amino acids)
Source: RefSeq, a predicted model, not a curated record